AUGAAGAGCUACAUCAUCGCUGCUCUCGCCGCCGCGGCCGCGGCCCUCCCCGAGGUGGCCAACCUGGCCGGUCGUCAAGAUGGUUGCAACGCUGACAACUGCCUCCGCGCCGUCCGGGCAACUCGCUUCGGAACCGCCACCAUGGAGAUUCGCCUGGCAGAAUGCAGCUCGUUCCUCGCCGUGACACAGACUCCGGCUACCUCCACCGUCUACAUCACCGAGAGCAGCAUCCAGACCAUCACGGCCAACUCCACCAAGACCAUCUACCAGCGCCAGGCCGCCGAGACGCCCAUCUCCGCCACCAAGGCCAUCCCAGCCUACGCCUCCGCCUGCGUAGACGAGAGCCGCUACAGCUCCGCCUGCUCCUGCUUCGGCGCCACCGCCGUCACCACCACCGCGCCGGCCCCCAUCGUCACCUCGACCGUCACCUUCGUCUCAACCACCACCCUCGCCCCCUUUGUCAACGUCACCCGCCCCGCCGUCGAGUGCAGCACCGCCUGGAACUGCGGCGACCGCGCCAUCCCCGUCUGCUCGGGCGAGUCCGGCUGCGUCUGCUUCCAGACCGUGGAGGGACGCAAGGUCUGCGCCCAGCCCAACGAUUGCAGCCCGUCCUGCGACACCACCAACGACUGCAGCAACGGCGAGGUCUGCAUCAAGCAGAGCUGCUGCGCUGGCGGCACCUGCAUGAAGGUCGACGUCUGUCUCAACCAGGUCCUGCCGAGGAUGAUGUUCAAGAGGCGCAACGCUGCGUGGGUGAAGAAGCAGGGCCGUGCUGACUUGCACCACCUCAGCUUGGUUCCCCACGAUGCUGAGAUUGAAAAGUUUGCAUAG
Messenger RNA from Colletotrichum orchidophilum, 831 nucleotides. RefSeq lists its product as uncharacterized. The record is from RefSeq and is a predicted model, not a curated record. The transcript is spliced from 2 exons. The coding region runs from base 1 to 831 and encodes 276 amino acids. NCBI's taxonomy places the organism in Eukaryota, Fungi, Ascomycota, Sordariomycetes, Glomerellales, Glomerellaceae.